UUUGUGAAGAAUAGAAUGUGUUUAUUUGGUUGAGUAAUACAUUUGUUUUCGUUAUCAUGAGGUGUUAGGGUUAGGAAUUGUGCAUUUUAUUUAUUACAAGUGUUACGUUUUAGUGCGGUUUUUCUGGAAUACCACUAACUUUAAGUGAAUGAUUUUUGCAAAAAUGCAAGGAAACUUUGUGUUAAAAUUGGGAUUUUCUCCCAGUCAUAUUCAGUUAUCACUGCGCCAGAGGUUGUUGCCACUGUGUGCUCAACAGACAUGUGCUGCCCACAAACAAAGUUUUUAUGACAAGCUUAAUGUGCCACCCAAACCAAAAAAACCAAUGUCUCCAUUUUUAAUGUUUAUGGCACAAAUUAGGCCAACGCUUAAUAAAGAGUAUCCCGAAAAGAAAAUCACAGAAUUGGUCAAAAUAGGAUCAGAAAGAUGGGCAAACGUUGAUUCAAAGCUUAGAGAUCAAUUAACUCAACAGUACAAAGAAGAAAUUAUAAAUUACAAUAAAUUAAAAACUGAAUAUGAAAGCAAAUUGUCACCAGAAGACAAAGAGAAAAUUAAAAGAGCAGAGCUUCACAGUUUGGAUUUAAAAGAGCAAAGAAAAACAAAACAGAAAUCCAAAGAACUGGGGAAACCAAAGAGACCAAUGACAGCAUUUAUGAAGUAUUUAACAAGUAGAGUUAGUGAGAGAAAUAAGUAUACUGAACACAAAGAAUGGGUAAGAAGUGUAUCACAAGAAUGGAAAACCCUCAAUCCACAAAUUAAAGCCAAAUUAGAGACCGAAACAAAACAAGACUUUGAAAGUUGGAAUCAUGAAUUAAAAAAGUGGGAGGAGAAGAUGAUCAAAGAAGGAAAUGUAGAUGUUGUUCGAAGUAGUUCUUUGCCUCCGUUAUCCAAGACGAAGUUAAAACAAUAGGAUGAGGCGUGUCCUGGUUCAGAUCUGACGACAAGUUCAAGAAAUGAGUUGCCAGUAGACCGGGGCACGGAGGAUACACCACAAUCAGGACACGAUUUUAAGUCAGCUGCAAGUGAACGAACAUCUAAUCUGCAGACAUGCAUUGAAGAAAAUGCUCAUGGAUCAAGAAAUAAUUUAGAUGCAAGAAAAGGUCCAGAAAAAACUGACAGUGAAGAAGUGAUGCUGUCUCGUGAUUAUAAAACUAACAAAAAUGCUGAAGCUUGUACCCCAAAUUUGAAUACAAAUGCAAGUUUUGCUGAUAACCUUCAAACAGUUCCUCCUCAUGAAAAUGAAAGACUAGAUAAUAAAACAACUGAUCGUAAAAAUAUGGAUAGUACUGAGAAGAAACAUUUAACAGAUGAGAAGGACUCUGAUAAAGUAACAAAACUUAAACACACAGUGGCCAAAGCCUUGAGUUUUAUUUUUAGAAAAUAAUAGUAAUCUUAUGAAACUAUGUUGUUUGUAUUUUUUAUAUUAUAUCCUCUAUAAUGUUGAAUAUUUUCUUUGCUUAUUUCAAUUUACUGAUGUUAAAUCUUAGUGUUGUUGUUGACAUGUUACAUUACACAUCAAGAAUGUAGGGUAAGUUUUGUUUUAUUUCUUCAACUUUUUGAUUGUUUGAAAUAAUGUUUCGUAUAACUACAUACAAUCUGUAAGAAUUUA
Homalodisca vitripennis (glassy-winged sharpshooter) is the source of this 1606-nucleotide messenger RNA. It is a transcript of the gene TFAM, whose product is annotated as transcription factor A, mitochondrial. The coding region runs from base 149 to 907 and encodes 252 amino acids. NCBI's taxonomy places the organism in Eukaryota, Metazoa, Arthropoda, Insecta, Hemiptera, Cicadellidae. The record is from RefSeq and is a predicted model, not a curated record. The transcript is spliced from 6 exons. Gene Ontology annotation, molecular function: transcription cis-regulatory region binding.